GGGCCGGGAGCGGCGGGGCCGGGGCGGAACGGGGGGAACCGGGAGCGCUGUGAGGGACAGACUGACAGACCCGGAACGGGGGGAACCGGGAGCGCUGUGAGGGACAGACUGACAGACCCGGAACGGGGGGAACCGGGAGCGCUGUGAGGGACAGACUGACAGACCCGGAACGGGGGGAACCGGGAGCGCUGUGAGGGACAGACUGACAGACCCGGAACGGGGGGAACCGGGAGCGCUGUGAGGGACAGACUGACAGACCCGGAACGGGGGUCACGGGAGCGCUGUGAGGGACAGACUGACAGACCCGAAACGGGGGUCCCGGGGCCUCGGAGCCCUGCGAGGGACUGACAGACCGACCAGGAACGGGGGCGACCGAGCGUGCGACAGACCGCUGCGCAGGCUUGGCGUAAACAACACUAAGGAGAGAAAAUGACCCACUGGUUCCACCGCAACCCUUUGAAGGCUACAGCUCCUGUUUCAUUUAAUUAUUACGGGGUAGCCACCACUCCAGCUGCAGCAAAGGUUUGCAAUGAUUUGAGAUUAUCCCGAACACGACUCUUGGAGCUGUUUACAGACUCCAGUUGUAAUCCAGAAAUGAUGAAGAAUGCAACUGACCUGUACUUUUCACUCCUGCAAGGUUUUAUCCUUUCACUGGAUAACUCUUCCCAGGAGUGCAAGUUGAGAUACAUUCAGAAUUUCAAGUGGACAGACACGUUACAAGGACAAGUCCCAAGUGCCCAGCAGGAUGCAGUGUUUGAACUGGUUUCUAUGGGAUUUAAUGUAGCUCUGUGGUACACAAAAUAUGCAUCAAGACUCGCUGGAAAAGAAGAUAUAACAGAAGAUGAAGCAAAGGAUGUUCACAGAAGCCUGAAGAUAGCAGCUGGGAUUUUUAAACACCUGAAGGAAAGUCACAUUCCAAAAUUGAUUACACCUGUUGAAAAGGGAAGAGAUUUAGAAGCUCGACUUAUAGACUCUUACAUCAUACAGUGCCAAGCUGAAGCUCAAGAAGUGACAAUUGCUCGGGCUAUUGAGCUGAAACAUAAUCCAGGACUAAUAGCUGCUCUUGCUUAUGAAACAGCUAACUUCUACCAAAAAACUGAUCAGACAUUAUCUAGUUUGGAUCCGACCUAUGCAGGAAAAUGGAGGAAGUACUUAAACUUGAAGAGCUGCUUCUAUAUGGCCUACGCAUACUGUUACCAUGGCCAAACAUUACUGGCGAGUGAUAAAUGUGGGGAAGCAAUCAGAUCUCUGCAGGAAUCAGAAAAAUUUUUUUCCAAGGCUGAAGCAUUGUGCAAAGAAUAUGGAGAAACCAAAGGACCUGGGACUACUGCCAAACCUUCUGGACAUCUCUUCUUUAGGAAAUUAGGAAGUUUGAUUAAGACAACACUAGAAAAGUGCCAGAGAGAGAAUGGAUUUAUCUAUUUUCAGAAGGUGCCAGCAGAGGCUCCCCAGCUAGAACUGAAAGCAAACUAUGGCUUAGUAGAGCCUGUUCCUUUUGAGUUUCCUGCCUUGAAUGCACACUGGACUCCUGAAACACUUGCAGCAUUUGAUCUCACCAAGAGGCCGAAGGAUGACACUGCUAAACCAAAACCAGAUGAAGAAGUAAAACCUCUGAAGGAACCAGAUAUAAAGCCUCAAAAAGACAGUGGAUGCCAGAUUUCUUAAGUGCCAUGAGUGUUUCAAACUCACUUUGAAACUCUAUUAAUAGGACUCUGGGGCUUUAGUUCUGAUCUCCUUUUUUUUGAUUCUCCUUUUUAAACUUAGAAGACUAAUUUAAUUUACCUUCAUUAAUAUGUGUCUAUCUUGCUUGAGAAUGUGGUGGAUUUCUAGGAGGUUAUUUAUAUCUGAUUUAUUUUUGGUUUUAGUGGGAUAUCAUAGAAUGAGUGGGCUUAAAUGUUCCUGUUGUGCCUCUAGAAAGUUUCUUUUUGUGGGUUUAGUUUUACCCACAAAUAGCACAGGAAGUAUCAUGAUUGUAAUGCUAGAGGAUUUUUCCAUUACAUUAUAUGCUAUGUAAUGUUAAAUUCUGCAAACAUAGGUUUGCAUGAACAGUUAUAUUUAUUCAAGUUUUGUCAUUCAGGCUUAGCACCCUGUCAUAUUCCAAUUCACGUAAUUGUAGUGAGCAAAGAAAAUCUGGGUUUGUUUUAUAACACCCCUGUGGUAUUUCAGAGGACUUUCACAGUUCUUGGAAAACCUUAAGUUCUGCAUAACUGGAGCACAAUUUGUAUUCUGAAACUAUUAGCCUCUGUUCUUUCCUCUAUAGAAUAGGGUUCUUGUAUCAGAAUUUGUAGUAAGGUACUUUAGCUUGUCUGUCCUUUAAUUAAAAUCCUUUAAUAUCCAAGUGUAUCUGAAAGUGAUGCAGCAAGUAAUAGGAAAAUGCUUAAAAGUAAUGCAUCACUGUGUCAUUAAUUCAAAGUUUUUGAAUCCUGAAAGAUUUGGUAAGUUUGAAAGCUGCAGACAGUUAAAAUCUCUUGGCACUGGAAUUCAGGGAGUUGUCAUGUGUAAGGUAAUGGAAUUGUAACUGAGUUGCUGUGCUUCCAUCUGGGUAGUGUCUGUAAGAAGCUGUCAGGAGAACAGGGAGGAAAGAUGAGCUGAAGAGUUGAUGGCACAACUGGGAAACCAAGCUCUAGAUUCCCUUUAUGCCCUGCGUCAAUAGUGAUACUACUCAGCUUUUGCAGUAUUGCACUGAAAUCAGCUCCUUAGGAAGAAAACUUGCCAAAAGCCAAGCCCAAUCAAGACUGAGAAAGAAAGUAUUUUGUAGAACUUGCUGCUUCCAUUUUUGCCUCCUGUGGAGCAUUCUUUAGUGCUGAGCACUGCAAAACACCCGUGACAGCAAAACCAUAGCUUUCUGAUUUGCUGCAAGGGCAAAGGAAUAUGAUGCAUGUGUUGGUGUGAGAGCCUUGCAAUCCCUGGUGCCUGUUGCUGCAUUUCACUUUACCUGAGAAAGAAACUGAACAGCCUGACAACGUUCACUGUUUCAACAAACAUGAUGGCAUAUGCACUUAUCGCUAUGUACACUGUAAACACAUUCCUCCCUUUGUUCUCUUUGGAUUUGUCUUCCACUGUGGUUUAAUUCAGUGCUUUUGCUUGAAGUCUUUCAUGGGGCUCAGAGUCACUUAGCUUAGAGGGCUGGUGUGUAGCUCCUUGAAGGCCUGUGGAACAAAAGCUUUUGAGGAGGUUAAUAGGAAACUCAAGACUCUUCCUGUGACACUGGACCAAACUACGGAAUUUGUUACUGCAAAAGGCAGAGGCUUUUUAAUGCUGGCAGUCCUGGGUGAAUCAAAUGCAGAAUUCAUUGCUUCCUGUGGUGGAUUUUUCUUUCUGCCAGUUCUGCACAUAAAAAUAAGUGUAAAAUGAGCUGAAUUUCUUUGGAAGAAGUUUCUGUUCUGUAAGGGCCUAUGUGAUUAGAGAAUAAUGAGUAUCAAGAAGAAUAUUUAUCUAAAAUUGAUCCAUUUCUUCUGGUGUUGCACUGGGGCCUGGGGUAUGUUUUAUGAAGAAUUACUCGGAUCUCUUCAUAACUUGAUCAAGUGACUCAUUUGACUUCUUGCAUUGUUAAAAGACCAGCGCAGGUUUUGCCAGAAUGGAACAUGGGGCUACUUUGCUUGUACAGAUGUUAAUUCUAAAAAUGUAUUACAUCUGUAGUCAUGUACAUUUGCUUAUCCUGCCGCCUUUCAGGAUCAACAUGCAGUUAACUCAGUUUGAUAAUCAUGAUUUUUUUUUUAGUUACUGAUCUCUGUUUGUGUUAAUUCGUGCAUGUCUCAACUUAAUUACUUUUCUUUCUGUGCAGACUAGAUUCCUUUUUCCUUCCUCCCCUCAUUUUCCCUUCCAUCUGCUACACGCCAUGGCACAGACUUGCCUGUGUUUGCUAAUGCAUGUGUAGGUCCUGGGACUCAUUUCUUGUUGAGGCUUUUACCCAUGGGUGUAUUCCUGUAUAGGAAUAUCUUAAAAUUAACAGAUCAUGACUAAAUCAUUCCCAAACAACUUGGUAGGAAAGAUUAUUUUAUGGAUUGGAAUCCUUUGGAUGCUUUCUCAAACCGAGUGGUUUGUCUGGAUCAAGUUCACUUUAAAUAGUUUGGGGCAUAACCAAGUGAAUUGUGUCAGAUGGUGACAUUACUUAAGCCUAGCUGUGUAACCUCUUAUGCCAUAGCUGUUUCAGUAAAUAUGAUGUAGUAGUUUAAAAAUAGACUAAUGGAACAAACUAAUUCACUUAGCAUGUGUUGCUUUUCAAGACAAACUUUGUUUACUUGUAGCUAAAAUCCUAUGGCAAACACUGGAUGCCCAAAAAAUAAGAAACUGGUGACUGUUUAGUUUGCAAUGCAUAGAGAGCUGUGAGCCAAUGAGCAGUUUUCUGUUUUGGUUUUGUUGGGUAGUAGGAAGAAUUAUUGUAAAUAGGAUGUAGAUUAACUGUCCAAUGUGCUUAAGAAUAAGGAUGAAUGGACUGGAAGUUUCAGGUAAUCUGGAAACCUAGCAGCCAUGCUCCUUCUAGUAUAGUUCCCUUUAGUAAUUUUUACAAAUGAGGUAUUUUGAAUGGUGACUUUUUAAUACUCUAAUGCCGCAAGAGCCUGUUUCUGUGGCCUCUCUCUGGUUUUAGAGGCUCUUGUGGCUAAACCUGCAAAUCUCUUUGGUGUAAAUAGUCUUUAAAAAUUUGUGCCCAGUCUGAAGUAGGACAAAACUGCAGCUGAAUAAAAUACAGAGUGCUGGGCCCUCUGUUUUGUGCUUUAAAAAUAAAAAGUGAUUGUCUUUAAUCUAAUAUAAAACAAACCAUUAAGCUCUUUGUAAGAUUUCUAUUUAAAUACCUUCCUCCAUGUAUUUAAAUACAUUCCUUCCUUGUUUCGUGUUCCUGGGUUUACAGUAGUUAAACUCCAUCCAGCAUGUGACACACCUACAACUGAGGGACUAAGCCUGGCCCUUGGAUGCUGAUGUCUGCCUCCCACUGGAUUUGGUAGAGGAAUUUUGCCUGUCAGCCUAAGGAUGGCGUUUGGUCACUUAGAUGUUCAGCAUGGAUAUGUGGUGUGUCUGUAAUGACGGUAGUGGUUUGUACUCUAAGCAGGAAAAUGGAUCCCUGUAUCUGUGUAGAAUAUAGACAACUUUGCACUUUAGAAAUUUCUUGUCUUGCAACUUUGGUACAAUACAAUAUGGUUGUAAAUACUCCUUCCUGGCAUUUUAGUUUUGUUGCACUGAUCUCAGUACUGUGCUAUCAGUAAGGUUAUAAUGGGAAGCAUUACUAAAAUGUAUUUUUAAUUGUCUAUGUUGAAACAAACUCAUGAAGCAUCUCUGCCUUAAGAACAUGAGAGGAGGGAACACGAGAGGAGGCAGUAGUUCAUCUAUCUUCCAUGGGAGUUCAGAGAAAUGAGAAGUUUCUGUCUGUUGGCUGCUGGGUGAUACAUUUCAUCCCAUCCCCUUGUCUAGUAUCUAAACUGAAGUUUCAGCAUUAACAUAAAUCCUGUUCAUGCCUAUUAAUUAUCCCUAAGGACAAAAAUCUGUCUCUAAAGUUCAUGACUAAAUUAUCAUAGCAGCAUAAGCUGCUUUUUUUGUGUGUGGUUUUUUUCUAUAACUGGCCCAGUUGAGUGAGGAAUAAAGUACAGGGAGUAUGACAGACAUGGAAAAGCCCCUGCAGUGUGUCCCUGUCUCCCGAUUGUGAGUUCAGUGUAAAGGCGUUUCCACAGUGACUGUUGGUUUCACUCAGACCUUUCUCUGCUGCUGAUGCUCCCAAAUUCAACCAAUGUCUCAUGGCAACCAAGGGGACCUUUGAUUAGCUUUUUAUGUAGGAAGGCCCACCUCCUUUGGUGUUGAUGCCUUCAUGGAUUACAACCUUCCUGAAGCCAUCCUGUACUCUUGAGUGAUCCCACUUCAACGGAAUCAGCUUUGAUAACAUUGACCGAGCAGCCUUAUUUUGUGAAGACAGUCACCAUGCAAUCUUAAGCUUCAUAGUUUGAAAGUUUGUAUAUAACCACGAACUUCAGAAUAUCAUUUAAAAUAAACAAUCUUAAAGUA
Molecule: messenger RNA, 5991 nt
Organism: Pseudopipra pipra
Lineage: Eukaryota; Metazoa; Chordata; Aves; Passeriformes; Pipridae
Gene: BROX
Product: BRO1 domain and CAAX motif containing
Exons: 13
Coding region: 430-1665 (411 amino acids)
Source: RefSeq, a predicted model, not a curated record